This is a messenger RNA of Pomacea canaliculata, 1971 nucleotides long. Its product is annotated as probable acyl-CoA dehydrogenase 6. Gene Ontology annotation, molecular function: flavin adenine dinucleotide binding; acyl-CoA dehydrogenase activity. The record is from RefSeq and is a predicted model, not a curated record. The coding region runs from base 47 to 1357 and encodes 436 amino acids. Lineage: Eukaryota; Metazoa; Mollusca; Gastropoda; Architaenioglossa; Ampullariidae. Gene Ontology annotation, biological process: fatty acid beta-oxidation using acyl-CoA dehydrogenase. The transcript is spliced from 9 exons.
UUACACUGUGGGUCCUUCCAAAUCUUGGAUUUGAAGCAGACGAAUAAUGUUGCGUUACGUGUUUUCGAUACUAGCAAAACCUAGACUCGUGGAUACAGAUUUGCUGCUUUGUCUUAUUUCGACUUCAAAUACUAUCAGAAGACAGAAUGUUCAUUCUACUCCACUCUACAAUACGUUACCUGGAGAUGAUAUUUUAUACAAAGAGGAGCAUCUUCAGAUGAAAGAUUCGCUUCGUAAAAUUAUUGACAAUGACAUCAAUCCUUACGUGGAUGAGUGGGAGCAAGAGGGUUUCUUUCCUGCUCACACAGUGUUCAAGAAACUUGGCAAAGCAGGAUUCCUCGGUGUCACCAAGUCAACAGAAUAUGGUGGACUGGGACUUGAUUAUACUUUCAGCCUAGCUAUGGCAGAAGAAUUAGGAUAUAUCAAUUGUGGAGGCAUCCCUAUGGCAAUUGGAGUGCAAACAGAUAUGGCAACACCAGCUCUUGCAAGAUUUGGAAGUGACAAACUGAAGAAAGAGUUCCUUACCCCAUCCAUUCAGGGCGACUAUGUGGCAUGUUUAGGUGUAAGUGAAACAGAAGCUGGCUCAGAUGUUGCAAGCAUUCAGACAAGGGCAGAGAAGCGUGGUGGUGACUUGAUCAUCAAUGGUGGGAAGAUGUGGAUAACAAAUGGCACUCAGGCUGACUGGAUGUGCUUGCUGGCCAACACAAGGCAAGGGCUACCACACCAGAACAAGUCUUUGAUUUGUUUACCCAUGGAUUUGCCAGGUAUCCAGAUCACAAAGAAGAUUGAUAAACUGGGUAUGCGGAGCUCUGACACAGCACAGGUGUUCUUUGAGGAUGUUCGUGUACCACAGACAAACAUUAUUGGAGAGGAGGGGCAGGGCUUUACCUACCAGAUGCUUCAGUUUCAAGAGGAGCGGUUGUGGGGAGCUGCUGCUACACUGGUACCAAUGGAGACAGUCAUCCAGGAGACAGUUAAGUAUACCAGGGACCGAAAAAUUUUUGGCCAGUCUGUUCUGAGCAAUCAGUGUGUGCACUUUACAUUAGCUGAACUGGAGACAGAAGUGGAGUUGCUGCGUUCCCUUUUGUAUCGAACUGUUUUGCUCUACUCGCAAGGCAAUAAUGUGACAAAGCAGGCAUCGAUGUGCAAACUGAAGGCUGGACGACUGGCAAGACAGGUUACUGACAAAUGUCUUCAGUUCUGGGGUGGAAUGGGGUAUACUAAUGAAGUUCUUAUCAGCAGAUUUUUCAGGGAUAUGCGGUUGAUUUCCAUUGGAGGUGGAGCAGAUGAAGUAAUGUUAUCAAUCAUAUGCAAAUUCAUGGACACUCUUCCCCGUCCACCUAAAGUAAAUUCUUAAAGAGACUCUUGCAUCUUGUUUUACCACAAAGUUUUCUACAUUGGCGAGACUUUAGAAAUGUAAUUUAUAUAUUGGAUAAGGUAAGAUACCCUUGGCAGCUUAAAUGACAAAUUAUGUAUUUUGUGUUGCGUGUGUCUUAAUCCUUAGCAUAUGCAUAAGCAGAGUUGUGGGAAGAGCACAGAAUGAAUAAAUAAAGCACAAGCACACUUCAAUUUUUUGCAAAAAGAUUUUUUUCUCCUAAGGGGAGAAAACUGUGACCUAUUUACAUUAACUACUUCAUUUUCAUGUCGCGGUACUCAUGUCCGAGACAAAAGGGGUAGUAUUUUCAGUAUUUAUCAGCAGUAUUGUAAAUCUCCUUGUCUGUUUUGUGCAUCAGCAGAGGCAAAAUUCAUGCAGUGUGUCUGGAUAUAGCAUUAAAAGAUCAACUUAUUGUUAAGUUUUAUAAAAUAAUGUUUUCAAGUGUUGUAGAUGACUAGAAAGUAAAUGUGAUUUGUGAUUGCUGAGACUGAUAGUGUAUAAAAUUUUUGUAACAUCAUGUGUCUUGAACUAUAUCAAUUGCUUUUGAUUCCAACUUGAUGCUGACUCAAUUGACAAAACAUAAUAUGCCCCUUGUG